This is a messenger RNA of Mycena indigotica, 1461 nucleotides long. RefSeq names its product F-box domain-containing protein. The transcript is spliced from 2 exons. Gene Ontology annotation, molecular function: protein binding. Bases 1 to 1461 code for a protein of 486 amino acids. The record is from RefSeq and is a predicted model, not a curated record. Lineage: Eukaryota; Fungi; Basidiomycota; Agaricomycetes; Agaricales; Mycenaceae.
AUGUCCGCGCUGGGACAGCUUAGUGCUAUCCGGCCCGUACAAUCAUUCAUCACAACGCUCCUUGGACCUCUACAACCAUCAUGUCCCCCCCUUCCCCUCCCCAAACGCGCCAUGAUUCUCGAGCUUCCAGACGAGCUUCUUUGGGGCAUAUUCUCCCGAUGCAUGGACCCGCACUCGUCGCCGUUUAGCACCGAAAACCCGCUCUGGCCACUGAUGAAAGUUUGCGUUCGUUGGCGCAAUGUAAUCCUCGAUGCGCCGCAAUUCUGGCGCCAUAUCAGUUUCCCCGACUGGAGGAAGCGCGGGCGGGUAGAAAACCUCGAACAGGAUGCUGCCCGUGUCUCACAACAAGUAGAAAACUCUGGGGAGGUCCCAGUAACCAUCAACCUCAUUCCCAUUCCCGGCUCCGAUGCAGUCGUCGAUACUCUGUUGACAACCUCAACGCGCGUGGAGGCAGCAAACUUGGUUCUCGACAAGCACUUGUUGCAGCGCUUUUCUAGCCACGCGGAGGGUUUUCCGAUACUCUCCAAGUUGGUGGUGCAGUUAUCCGAGAAACUCGAAGAGUCAGAAGAAAAAGCGGCUGCAAACUUUUUUGGUGGGCUGCAGGCACUGACGAAUUUGUCUGUGACGAGUGAAGUCGCGGUCGACUGGGUGCCCGUUCUCGUGCCUCUUCAAACUAUGUGGAGCCAGCUUCGUGUUUGCGAGCUCACGGAAAGCGUGGUGGACGAUGUACUCUUUAUUCUGCCGCAUCUCUCACCGGGAACUCGUCUUGCGCUGAUUCUGGGGCAUCUCAGACGGACAGAGGAGGUGGACACACUUCCGAUUAUCGACCAUUGCAACAUCCAGUCGCUGUCUUUCGACCGCUGCGGUGACGAAUUCGUCUCCCUCAUUCUGGGGAGGAUUACCGCCCCGUCACUCCAGCGCCUCGCAAUCUGGUGGUUCAACCGAAGCCCGCAUCUGGACACCAUAACCGCGAUGCUGCAGCGCUCGUCCGCGUCCCUCACCCAUUUCGCGAUGCGGUUGCUGUGCGCAAAUGCAGCUCGCCGCCAGGGUCUGGAUGGGGACACGAUGGUCGCCUUAUUCGAGUUCCUCAAUUCAGAACACGUGCGCGAUCUAAUCGACCUUGACUUGACUCUAGUCAGUCGAUAUACGCCGCCAACACUGGAGCUUUUGGAUGCCCUCGCUGGCGUCCCCAAUCCAUGGGAGCCCGACCUCAAGCUGCCCACGCUGCCCAAAUUGCGGUCGCUUGCGCUGCGUGCCUAUGACGAGGAGGACGGCGAGUGGGAGAGGCGGUUGCUGGCCAUUGCGGCGAAGCGGACGCCGGUGUUCAGGUCGCUGUGGCUGGACGACCCGCUGCUUAACCCGAGUCUUGGCCAUCGUGCACUGAAGAAUCUCCGCCAGAAGCUGGAGAAGCAUGGGGUAGAGCUAGUAUGUUCUUAUGACGGCGACAUGGGGACAUGGUAA